Molecule: messenger RNA, 2068 nt
Organism: Pseudoliparis swirei
Lineage: Eukaryota; Metazoa; Chordata; Actinopteri; Perciformes; Liparidae
Product: carbonic anhydrase 4-like
Exons: 8
Coding region: 262-1215 (317 amino acids)
Cellular component (GO): plasma membrane
Molecular function (GO): zinc ion binding; carbonate dehydratase activity
Source: RefSeq, a predicted model, not a curated record
AGCCUUGGGGCUGAACGCUGCAGACAGGAGGUAUUGAAAAGUGACUUGAAAAUUGGUAGUUUUGUGGAAUUUGUUGAUAUUGGGAAACAUAGAAUAAUGCCAGCCUUGUCAUUAAAUAAUAAUUUAAUAAUAGAUUACAACUCAUAGGACAUGCUUUAUUUUUGACCAUCUAUAUGUGUCUAAUUUCUGCAUGACUCCAUUGAUCCCAUUAUAGAAGGGAUAGAAGAUCUUGCCAGAUCGCUCAUCAGAGGAACAUUUAACAUGGAUGAAUCUGCAUCACAGUGCCUUGAGCUGAGCACCUAUACCAACCGCACAGGACGUCACUGGGGGGUGUCCUGUGACUCUCAGUGGUGUUACCAGAGCCAGUACUCCUGUGACGACACAUGCAGAGACCCGAUCCACUGGCCAGCUCAGUUUCCCAGCUGUGGUGGGUUACGCCAAUCACCAAUCAACAUCGUCACCAACAAAGUGCACGUGAACAGCGCCCUGCCACCCUUCAACUUCAUCGGCCACACGGACACAAUCAACGUUACAGUGGAAAACAAAGGACACUCUGCUCACUUUGCUCUGCCGCAGUCGGUCCGACUGACAGGGGGAGCUCUGCCUGGUCACUACAGAGCCGCCCAAUUUCACUUCCACUGGGGAGGUAAUGGGAGACCGGGAUCCGAGCACACCGUUGACGGAGAGAGGUUCCCCAUGGAGCUUCAUAUCGUCCACAUCAAGGAGCCGUACGGCUCUCUGGCCGAGGCAGAACAUGACAUGGCGGGUAUAGCUCUGCUUGCCUUCCUGUUUGAGGAAUCAUCAGAUGAUUAUCCUCCUUUGGACCCAAUAAUAUCCGCUUUGGGCCGAGUGCAACACAACGGCAGCAUCACCGUGAUCCCUAACUUUCAACUCAGUGACAUUAUCCCCGCAGCGAAGGACCUGCACAGUUACUUCCGCUAUGUGGGCUCCAUGACAACUCCAGGAUGUGAACAGGCAGUUGCCUGGACGGUGUUUCACAGGCCUCUGUCCAUCAGCAGUCGACAGCUGGAUGCAGUAGUUCAGCAGUGUCGAUUCUGGACGGGACAGCCCAUGACUGACAUCUUCAGGCCCACGCAGCCUCUGGAUGGCAGAGUUGUGUACCGGUCCAAGGCGAGCGCCGCUCUGCCGGGCGUGACCCACCUCUGGCUCGGCGUUCUCUCCGCUGUGCUCGGGACUCCGUGUCUGAUUCACUGAUCCAGCACAUGAAACGCAUGAUUGGUGCAAAUGAAAAACACUACUGUAUGUAUAAAGGCAACUUUUACCUGUGUGAUAGUUCAUUCAAAGAAUCUUGGUCACCUGCGUGUGCACAUGAAACCAAGUCAUUGUGCAACGUGAACUGUGCCCCUCUGGGUAGCGCUCAGUCUCUGUUUAGUCUUUACCGCAGCUAGACCUUUAAUUUUCCUUAUUUUUGUUGCAAUUAGAAGUCAAUAUUUUAAAUGUGCACACUCGAUUCAAAUAUUUUCACUAAAUGUGUUUUUUCUGUUAGAAGUGUGAUGAAUAAAAGAGUAGAAUUAGGGGUUUACAUUAAGUAGGAAUUACACGCUCUGGGACAUUUCCAUUUAACGCCAUUUCUUCUCAACUUGACAUGCGUAUAGUUCUUUAACAUCACUGAUCAGAUGAAGGCGUUUCAUUUGUACUGUACACUUGUUUGAAAAAAAACAAAUAAGUUUGACAUGUACAUAGAUAACUGUAAUCCUAAACCAUUGUAACAACUCCUGUUUAUGAUAUGAUUUAUGAAGUGCCUAAUGCAAUGCUUUGUGUAAAACAAACACUUAUUAAAUGAACACUGGGGACAAACGUACAGCCAGAUUAACUAAAAGAAUAAUUAAUUGACAGUACAAACCAGCAAAUUUAUAUAAACCCUUGAAAGCAUUUCUCGGGAAUGUUUGGAUUGAGGUUUCGAUGGAUAAUAACAAUCGUCAUUAGAGUGACAUAAUCAGUGUUUCUGUUUCUGAAGUAUUUCUGCAGGUUUCUGGACAAACAUUUUGAAAUGUUUUGCACUUUUCCCUCAGACGUAUAUAUAACCUAUUAAACUAAAUAUAUAUCC